Lytechinus pictus (painted urchin) is the source of this 2226-nucleotide messenger RNA. RefSeq lists its product as uncharacterized. The transcript has 7 exons. Lineage: Eukaryota; Metazoa; Echinodermata; Echinoidea; Temnopleuroida; Toxopneustidae. The coding region runs from base 163 to 1695 and encodes 510 amino acids. The record is from RefSeq and is a predicted model, not a curated record.
ACCCAGCACGCGCGCUACUUACUGCAAUGAUUUUCUUUUGCAGGACAACUUUAUGAAAAUUACUGGAUCAUCGCGAAAAUUUCAGAAUGUAGCUAGCCUAAGGCUAAAUGACCACGUUUUACUUCUAGCGAAAACAAUGAUGAUGACGAGUGUAGAAUCAAUAUGCAACUAUCAUGGAUGAUUCUCUUGGCAACGUGUCUUCUAACGUUAGCUGCAUCUGGUCGUAAAGCAUCAGAUCCUGUUGGCACAGGCAAUGAAGGAUAUGUAGGACGAAGAAGGAUUCGCAUUAGACCCGGUAGUCGCUGGCGUCAAAACGUUGACGAAAGAGUGGCCAGUGAAGACGAUAGCAACAAAACUUAUGACGAAUCACCAGGAGAUCAGAUUAACUCGUAUGACAGCGAGUCUAGACGACCACGCAUCAAUUCAGACAAUGAUAGAGACGAUGAAGACGCAGAUGAAGCCGGUAAGAGCCGGAUCAAAGUGGUUAGUGCUAGUUUCCGGCGGGUGGAAGAGUCCGAUUUAAGAUCUCUACAUGAUCCAACGCUGACAGACGAUGACCUAAAUCGAAUGGACGAUCACAAUAUCGAAAACGAGCUUAAUGCUCUCGCUGAGGGGCUUAAUCAUAAACAGCUGGUCGAAGUUGAUAAAGAUAACGGCGAUGAUAAUUAUGCUGGUUUGGGAUUCGGCGACGCGGAGCAAAGUUUUCAGAACAAUGGAGCGGCCAACGAUGAUUACGCCAAUGACGUCGCGGACAUAAAAACCGAGAUUGGCCCCCCUUGGUCUGACUGGCGACACUGCAAUGUCUCGUGUGGCGUCGGCAAGCAAUCGAGAUGGAGGCGAUGUAGAGACGAUUCGAAGGGUGUUUGUAAUCGGAUGACGGGCCGACAAACAGAGUGGAGACGAUGUCUGGGCAUGGAGUGUGAUCAGAAGACCAUUCAAGAACUAGGAGGAGGAUGCAAAGAUCAGUUGAUGAUGAAUCUUUUGCUAGGGGUGUUGAUUGGAGGCUUAGGGUCUGUGACAAUAUCUGCAGUUGUGAGCUUCUGCUACACGUGGUGUCAAAAGCCUUCCGAAUGGAAGUUGAGUGACCUAUGUCCCAAUUCAUGCACCAAUUGUUGCGCCGGCUGCGGCGAGAGUUGCACAAACUGUGGGAAAAACUGUUGCGAUCCCUAUACUGGAUGUUGUGCGGGUUGCGGUGGACCGUGUCCUUGUUGCUGGUGUCAACCUUGUUGCGACCCUUAUGCACAGCAGGACCGGUUGUACUACCACAAGCAACUAAUGAUGAACAAUGCAUAUCAACUCCAACACAACUUGGGACCACCCGGGCCAGGGCCAGGAGGAAAAAUGCCCUAUAAAAGACCCCCAGCACCAUUGCCCCGAGAAAGCACCAAGAGAAGGCCAUACUACGAUGAACCUGAAUAUGCUGAAAUAGAUCAAAUUUAUAAAGGCAGUCCUCGCAAGAAACAAAGAGAAAAGGAUAAAUAUGUCAAAUUCACUAAGAAACCGGUGAAUCAGUACCAGGACUCAGACGUUGAUGGCAACGUAAGACCUACGCGAAAAAGGGCACAGGAAAAAGUGGAGAAUGAUUACAUCGAUAUCUUGGCCGACGACGACGUCGACAAUGCUUACUUAACCCCUACGCUGAGGGGAGAAAGAUAUGAGUCCGACUUUGAUGCAACACCAAUUCGACCACGAUGACAGCGUCGAUGAGGAAAGGAUGAUCAUUCAUGUUUGUGCGGCGUCAUACAUCUCGGGUACCGUCCACGUGUCGCUAUAGCUGUAUGUCGCUGUCUGAGAUAAAAAGCUAUACACCAAUAAUGGACAUGCUUCAUUUUUUAAUUGCCAUUGGCUCUGCAAAAAACAAUUAUUUAUGCAUUGACAUUAAGAAGAUACUGUAUUCAUCUUCGCCAUUUUGCAAAAAUAAGAUUUAGAUUUACAAUCAAUAAAUCGUGAAUUUUUUUGCCAAUGAUUUCUCAAUGAUUUACAUUUUGAGUGUGUAUUUGAAGUAAACGGGUCUCUCGAUUUAGAAAAAAAAACACGCAAUAGACUUAAAUUUCCACCUGCUUGAUAACGCAGCUACUGUGUACCAACUCAUUAAUAUAAUUCAUGAUACACUCCAUAAGCAGAUUCCCGUUUUUGAAAGUUAUUGCAAUCAAACACAUCUCCUAAAAUCAUACGCAAUUGGAUUUUCAAGUAAUCUAAAGCGCCAUUUUUUAUAACUUCGAUUAU